This is a messenger RNA of Anopheles funestus (African malaria mosquito), 3428 nucleotides long. RefSeq names its product protein suppressor of white apricot (gene su(w[a])). The coding region runs from base 299 to 3322 and encodes 1007 amino acids. Gene Ontology annotation, biological process: RNA processing; mRNA 5'-splice site recognition. The record is from RefSeq and is a predicted model, not a curated record. Lineage: Eukaryota; Metazoa; Arthropoda; Insecta; Diptera; Culicidae. The transcript has 3 exons. Gene Ontology annotation, molecular function: RNA binding.
CUUCCUGAAGAAACGUUGUCAAUAAUUUUCUACCACUGCGUUUAUUGUUUUGCUACGAAGCUGUUGUUUUUGCAAAAUACAGCUAGCAAAAUGUACAGCUAGACCGUGCAUGAGUGAAAUUUAUCGCGUUAUAGGGCAAUCUUCUAGCCGGUGGCUCACCCAAACGUGUGGCUAAUUAAGAAGUGACCGUAAAGUGCAAAACGGUGCAUCACGGAGCGAUCGUGUAUGGCUUUGUUGUAUAAGCAAGGGCAAUCGGGACUCUAAUGUUGUUGCAAAAACAGUAAAUGCGCGAGCCACAAUGAGUGAACGGUGGAACAUUAGCAAUAGUGCGUUGCGAGGUGGUUUGGGCACUAGUAGCGGCACGGGCAGUGGAACCAAUACGGGCAGCAACGGUGUUGGCAAUGGUUGCAUUAGCUUAGGUCAUCCAGCAGGAGCAGCGACGGGAGAUGGCAGCACCGGUGGGACAGCAAUAUCAACAACAGGACCACACAGUACGGGAAACAUCAGCGGGCCUACAACCUUCAGUGCGCCAAACGGAGAGUCUGGAAUUUUACGGCGAACGGGCCAUUAUCAUCAUCUCGGUGGCGCACCGGACAACUUUGACGAUCUGCUAGUGUUCGGAUACUCGUGCAAAAUCUUCCGCGAUGACGAGAGAGCACGGUUCAUCGAUCAGGGCCGGCAUCUGAUACCGUGGAUGGGCGACAAUCAGUUGAAGAUAGACAGAUAUGAUGCCCGCGGUGCAUUACACGAUCUUUCGCCGUACGAACCACCUCCGGGUGGAUAUCAAGAUCGUUUGUUGGGUCUUACGGCGGCAGAGCAAAAGGCGGAACAGCUGUGCGAAGAGGAACGAUACUACAGUCUGUACAACAAUGAAGUUGAGGAGGAAAUGUAUCAAGAAGAAGCUCGCAAGCGGGAAACACAGUUGGGCAAUCAGGUGCCCUUCAACUACGACGCACCAGUACCUCAGGAAGGGGCAUCCGUAGCGACAGUAGAAGAACGUACCAGCGCCGAUGAGCAAGACGAUGAUCCGUACAAAAUCCCGAAAGGUUUUGAAAUUCCUCCGGACAUUCGAUUACCGGAAACCAUGAAGGAGCACGCUAUUAUUGAGAAGACGGCCAAAUUCAUCGCUUCCCAGGACGCCCAAAUGGAGAUUUUGCUAAAAACGAAACAAGCCAACAAUCCGUUGUUUAAUUUUCUCAACCAAAAUGAUCAUUUAUUUCGCUACUACCGACAUGUGUUACUUGCUUUUCGUACCAAUCAAUAUCCAAUUGUGCCGGAGCAACAAAGCGACGAGGGAAAGGGCCCCAACAGUGAGAAUGGAACAGAUACAGAGCAGAGCGAAUCAUCCGCCCAGAUACAGCCGAAAAUUGUUGUUCCAGCCAUCAAAUACAAACCAUCGGUGGACUGUGCUUAUACGCAGUUAAUUAGCAAGAUUACGGGUGCGCCUAUUCCGACAAUGAUUGCGGAGGAACCAAUUGCCGCAGCGGAAACAGCGGAAAUUGAACACAAUCCGGAAGGUUCAGGUGCCUCUGUGGCGGUAAAGAAAGUAUCCACCGGUUUGGCUGGGUUAGUACAGUACGAUUCCGACAGCGGUGAUAGUGACGAGCAUGGGAACGAUAGUGAAUCGGACCAGAAAGAGAAAAAGAAAAUGGAAAGUCCAAAAAAGGUUAAGGAGCUCGCACCAUUCCAGGGCAUUGUUCCACCGCUAGCUAUUCACAAUGUAAUCGAUCGGACGGCGAUAUAUGUGGCGAAGAAUGGAUACAGCUUCGAGGAAGCCUUGCGAGCCAAAAAUGAUGCUCGCUUUGUGUUUCUGAACCAAGCGCACGAAUUCUACCCGUACUAUGCGUAUCGCGUGCGACAGCGCAUGAACGCAGGUGAGCAUGGAUUAGGAUUACAGCCACCCAGCCCACCACCGGCGAAGGUGCGAUUGGAAACCGAGAACGGAACCGUCGUGGAAACGACACCAAGUCUUGGCAUAAAAGCUGUACAUACGGCCGCUCCCAAAACCGCUCCCAUGCCAGUGACAAACAUUCAGCACCAGAAGCUAGGGGCACCGGUAAGCUUUUCACUCGUGCGAAAGCAGAAAGAAGAUGGCGGUGCGGUAAAAACGAUGCCGGGCUUAGGGAGCGAUGAGGAAGAAGAUGAUAAGGAUCUGAAGCAACAGGAAGCUGACGACGAUAAAGAGCAAAGCACUGAAAGUGAUAUGGUAAACAAAUCAACAGACGGUAAGGAGCAUGAUUCGAAUGAUAUUGUGAUGCUUCCGAAGGUACUGAAAGAGGACACCGAAAGCGAACUGUUUUUAGAUGGAGCGGAUGUAUUGGAAGCAACCUCACCAUCGGCCUCUACUGUCACUUCUGCUGGAACUCAACGAAACGAACGUGAGCCGAUAGAUGCGAAGGAAAAACAGGCAGAGCGUAAAAAACGUGCCAACCUGUUCGUGAAUCUAAUCAAACACGUAGAACGGAAGGUUGAUGUAUCGCAAGAACUGGUGGAAAAUAAUACGUUGGUUGAAAAACAAGCAGAUGCUGAAUUCGCACCGCAAGACACUGCUAAUAGUGACGCGGAAGUCGAAUCAAUCCAUUCAGUGCGCUCGACCAGCAUGUCACCGAAAGAAGUGGCUACGAAAAUAUCACCUGUGAACACCAACAUAGCCACAACAGUGAUUGAGGAUGACGAUGAUGAUGAUGUCGUACUGGUAAGUGAAACACGCCCAAUGCCUAAUCCAAGGUCUCGAUCGCAUUCCCAUGCGGAUUACGCUUCCGAAACGCAGCGGUCCGGCAAUGGUACCGAGCGGAGAUCGAAAAAGAAAAAAUCCAAAAGCCAUCAUCGGUCGACACGGGUAAAGAAGAAAUCGAAGAAAAAAUCACGCUCCCGAUCAGUGUCCCGUUCCGAACGUUCCUGCUCACGGUACUCGCGUAGUCGCAAGCGUAGCCGCAGCAGAAAUCGCCGUGAUCGCACUAAAUCCCGCAGUCGAUCCAGCGAUGAGGAUAAACAAUCCACCAAGCAUGGUGAUCGUAUCAAGCUAAUGAAAAAUACCAAACGUGCCACCCGUAGCAGAUCGAUUAGCCGAUCGCAGUCCCGCUCACGGUCACCCAUUUACAAGCGUUCCCGUUCGCGUUCCACCACGAAACGAUCGCGCAAACGGAACGCAUCCUCCGAGAGACAUAAACGGAAGCAUCGAUCGCGCAGUCGCAGCUCUCGGCGGAACAGCGACAGUGAAACGGACGAUCGUAGUCGGCAUCGUGCACAGCGAAAGCGUGAUGGACACUACGAGUACGAUGAGCGGUAUCCACCGGCAAGGGCACGAUACUGGGAUUGUUAAAAAAGGCGGGACGACUGAUUUUGGAUUGGGAAAAGUGAGUUGACUAAAACAAAUGGAUGUAAUGGAUGUAAGUUAGUAAAAUAAAUAUGAGUUACGGAUAAUCUGA